Molecule: messenger RNA, 2430 nt
Organism: Meira miltonrushii
Lineage: Eukaryota; Fungi; Basidiomycota; Exobasidiomycetes; Exobasidiales; Brachybasidiaceae
Exons: 1
Coding region: 1-2430 (809 amino acids)
Source: RefSeq, a predicted model, not a curated record
AUGGAAGGCAUCACUUUACUAGAAAGUAAGACGAGUAGAGUGCACUUUGCAUUCGUAAAGAGGUUGGAAGGAGCAAAGACGUCAAAACAAGCAGAUCAAAUCAUUCAACAAACCAUUCAGGAAGUACGAUCAACUUUGCAAUCCAAAGAGCCAACCACACUUUCUGAAUCGACAAUUGCAUCCCAAUUAUUGGUUUUAUUGCAUUGCUUCCAAGUAUACCCAUUUGAUGAUCUGACAACAGCCACUAGCUUCAAUCUCUCGUUUGCUCUCGUUCCGACUUUGCAUCUUCUUGCAACUGCUCAAUAUGCACGUAGGUUACAGAUUGCCUAUUCCACUCUUGCUCUCUUGAUCGGACCAUUUGCUUCGCCCAAUGAAGAAUUGCAAACAUCAUCCUUGCUCGUGCUCAAUACGAUCAGACAACAUUUAGGAUCACAUACCCACUCAAGCACAAAAAGGAAUCAAUCAGAGGGAGAGUCAAGCCUUCAACGCGCUCGCCAAUACUUUGCUUUACGCUCGAUCGUCAAAGGAACACCAAGUGGAAGUGAUUGUGUGCCAGCAUUAUAUGGGCCGGUUUCAAAUCUCAUCACGCACGAAGAUGAUCGUAUAAAAGCAUUGGCGAUAGAAGCAUUGUUUGUAUUGAACGGCUAUCGAGAAGAAGAAGAGGAUCAAGGCAUAACGAGGGCAACUUAUGAACGUGUACGUGAUGUAGUGACUGGCAGUGUGAAGCGAAAUGGGAAGCAGAAAGCUCGAUCAUCCGAAAAAAUCGGAUCAAAAAAGGACAUUGAGGGCCUCAAACGAUCUUUGGUCAAAGUAUCACGAAUUGCGUUGACCCAAGGUGUGAUUUCGAUGGACGAAUUCGUCUCUACGCUAGUGUCACUGGAUGACAAUCAAUCAUCGACGGGUAUGAAAACUUACAUUGCAAAGAAUCUGUCACAACAACUAUCGAAAGAAGGAUCACAGGUCACUGCAGCUGCUUGUGGGACAGUCAUCGAUUGGGCAUCAACAGGAUGCAAAGAUGUCUUAGGAGACAAUCCUUUGUUCCUUGAGCUUACUCGUCUCUUGGGCAUCGUGAGGUCCUCCUCCGCAGAAGAUGAUUGGAAAGGGACGAUCGCAGACGUUUGGCAAGUAUUGAUAGGCCAUCUACAGUCUCGCAAUGCCAACAGAAGAAUACUCGCCCUAUCCGUCCUGGACGCUCUCCUUCCAUUUGGAUGGCAAUUGGGAGAUUCGGAUGUACAAUUAUCGGAGGAAAACAUGCAAUCAUUGAUGUCUUUGUUAAGUGAUGCAGAUGCUACGAUACGCAUUCGAUGUUUGCGACUGUUUUGCAAGAUAGACACAGGUAUCGUUUCGGCACAUUUGGAUGCAUUGAAGAAAGCAGCUGAAGAAGGUUCAAAAUCGCAAGAGGAAUUGUCUAGCCUCUCUAUACGUAUUUGUGAAACUUUAAAAUGCCUCUGCGAUGCAAAGCAAGGAGAUUCGAUUUCUACAAUAUACUCGCCAACGAUGGCUUCUCUGUUAAGAGUACAGAGCAGAUCAGGAUUUUUGGAUGAUCGAUUGAUUGAGAGAGUAACCCAAGACUUCCAGGAAGCGUAUACUGCAGAUGCAGCGAAAGGAAUCGCAGCAAUCCUAAAAGAAGCAUCAGAAGCAAAGAUGGAGCUUUCUCCAACGUAUAGCUUGCUUAUAUCUACGCUGGUUUGCACUGCGCUAGAACAGAACGUGGACGAUGCCUUCCGAUCCCUUCAUCGGGAAAUGCUGCGGGAUUUGACUGAAAUUUUGCCUUUGGUUGGCGACAAGAAUGCUGCACUGCAAGAAGCUAUGAUGAUUGCAUGUAUCAAAUUGGCAUCUUUGAGUGGUAUUGACGAAGCGCAGGAAGCAAUGUUGACACUCUCGCACAUUGCAGAAUCCUCAAAAUCAACGAUAAUCAAAACAAGGGUGGGCCAAUUAUCAACAUGCGUCUCAAGUGGCAAGCUUGAAGAUCUUGCUGAGCGGAUGAAGAUAGCAUCUUUGCUGUCCACGUUGGAUCGAAUAGAAGAAUUUUUCUCUCAGAGUGGACAAAGCAAGAAUGAUGAUCGCGCACCACACGAGUCAAAGCAAAGGAUGGCACCUAAGCCUCUUCAUUAUGAUGCAUAUGCAUCGCCUCCAGAAUCGGAAGGAGCGACAACCCUUUCACACUCUCAAACCUCGGUUCGAAAGGCAAAUCAACCUUAUACUGCUUUACCUACCCCAUCACAAAUGCGUAAGCAAGUUUUAGCAGAUCAAGGAAAAUACGCAAUGAUGGAGCAAACGAUUCAUCAAAGUAUAGCACAACUAACCUUGGGAGAAGAUGUGGAUGAAGAAAGACAUGUUCCUAGCACAGCAACUGAAGAUGAUGCAAAAGGCGAUGUAGUCCAAAACGAGAACACAACGACAGCACCGCGUGAAGGUCUGCUCUUCUAG